AUGAAUUUCGAAUCACCAUUCUCACCAUCCCAUAUGGUAUUACCUCCUACAAUACAUGUACAACCUUUAACUCCAACUGUUAUCAACAACAGUAAACUACAAUUUGAAGACGAACCCAGACCACAGACAAAUCGUACAUUGAGUCUACCCUCUAGUUCCGAAGAAGAAGAAGAAGAAGAAGAGGACGAUGAGGAAGAUGAUAACUUAUCCUUGGAUAAUGUCAGCGAGAGUUCAACUACACCACCACCAACUCCUUGUUUGCCAGAAUCUCAUGACAACAACAACAACAACAAUAAGAUCUAUACAAGUAAUUCUACUGAUACUUAUCUUCAUUUCAUUGAACCUAGACCAGUUCCACCUCCAUCUUAUGAUACUUUACCACCGGGAGGUUGUCCGAGAUUUCCUGUAUCUGCACCACCGAUUUUUUCCUUUUCCACGGACAUGAAUACUGAUGCAACCGAUUAUUCUCGCCCGCCUGCAUACAAACCGGCUAUCUACAAAAUAGGAGUAGUUGCAAGAAAGAUUGAAUGGAUCAAUAGUCAGGAGUUGUCUCCUAAUAGAUCAUGGAAGUAUUAUAUCAUUGAGUUGAACUCGACUCAACUUAAUUUCUACAAUAUCCCAAGUCGUCAUGAAUUACAAGUUGUCAACUUUCGCUCUAGCCCCUUGUUGAGACAACAACCGAUCGAUAAUUUGGAUUCUAUUUUCACCGAUCAUGAAGAUUAUCAAUUUUAUAGAAUGGUUAAAUCAUUAGGGUUGUUGGAUUCAAAAAAUAUAACCAGAAAUAGAAAUAGAAAACAACACAAGGCGUUGGAUAAAUCUUAUUCUUUACAAAAUGCUAAAAUCGGUUUAGCUAGUGAUUAUAAAAAACGUACUAAUGUGUUGCGUAUGAAGGUUGAAGAUGAACAAAUAUUGCUUAACUUUUCCACCGUCCAGGAUGUCAUCAACUGGCACUUGCUGCUUUGUGUUGGUAAAGAUGUCUCUGUUGAUUUGACAGAGAGAGAGUUGCCAAAGUAUAGAACCGUUCCUAGAAGAAGACGCAGAAGAAGUAGAGACCAUGGUAAUAAUAAUAAUACCAAUAAUCAUCAUCAUCAUCAUCAUCAUCAUAAUACUAGUGGUAGCAGUAAUAGUAGUAGUGUUGUUACCUCCACUAGUAGUAGCAGUGGAAGUCAUAGCAAUGGGUCAUUACUCAAUACAAUCCAUCAUAAUGGUUCAUUUGCAAGACUUCGGUCCGCUUCGGAUCCAAACAAAUUUAAAGGAAGAUUCUCAAGAUUGAAAUCAAAAAUAUCUGGAUAUAAUAAAACACUUGCUGAACCUGCUCCUAUUUCCGUUUCAUCAUCUAACAUGUCGAUUGGUUAUACAUCUCGUGGUACUUCUCCAAUUAGAAGUACAUCAGCAUUCCAAUCUAUUUCUCCAGUACAAAGACCUCCUUCUCCUGUAUUUAUUACUCCACCUGCUGCCAGUGUGGAAAGAUCAUAUUCUGCUCCAAACUUGAGAAAUGUACUUGCACAAGAAUCGCUGCAACAUGAAUCAUCACAUGCUGAAGAUGAAGAAGAAGAGGAAGAAGAUGACGACGAUUUUGAUCAGGCAUCAAUAAGUUCAGUUGAUAAUUCUCAUGAGGAUCAAUUUAAUUCUUACACUUAUAAAUGGGACCCAGUUCCAAAGAAGUUUGACUUGCGUAAAUAUCAUCGUGAUUGUUUAAGAUGUAUCAAACCUCUUUAUUAUAGUUAA
Messenger RNA from Candida tropicalis MYA-3404, 1728 nucleotides. RefSeq lists its product as uncharacterized. The transcript has a single exon. Bases 1 to 1728 code for a protein of 575 amino acids. The record is from RefSeq and is a predicted model, not a curated record. NCBI's taxonomy places the organism in Eukaryota, Fungi, Ascomycota, Pichiomycetes, Serinales, Debaryomycetaceae.